This is a messenger RNA of Limulus polyphemus (Atlantic horseshoe crab), 2886 nucleotides long. RefSeq names its product synaptic vesicle 2-related protein-like. Gene Ontology annotation, cellular component: membrane. NCBI's taxonomy places the organism in Eukaryota, Metazoa, Arthropoda, Merostomata, Xiphosura, Limulidae. The transcript has 15 exons. Bases 1 to 1506 code for a protein of 501 amino acids. The record is from RefSeq and is a predicted model, not a curated record. Gene Ontology annotation, biological process: transmembrane transport. Gene Ontology annotation, molecular function: transmembrane transporter activity.
AUGGAUUGUUCGUGUUCAAGAUCGAAUAAUGACGAAGUCAAUUUAGUCCCUUUAAAUGAUACAGAUGCAUCAUCAUAUGAAACCAUCCGCCAUGUCUCUAAGCAAACACGACAACGUGCGUCGGAUUCUUACACAGUUGAAGAUGUGGUCAAUGCUGGAGGUUUCGGAAAGUUCCAAUGGAAGCUGACAUUUAUGUCCUGCUUUGCUUGGAUGGCGGAAUCGUGCGAAAUAAUGAUUCUAUCUCUGUUGGGCGGAUUUUUAGCUUGCGAAUGGAAAAUAACAUCUGUCCAGGAAGCGCUUCUAACGUCAAUGGUGUUUCUUGGAAUGGGUAUUGGAUGUCCGAUUUUGGGUAAAAUGACCGAUACAUAUGGUCGUAUAAAGGUAGUUAGAGUUAGCACUGUAAUUCUGGUAAUUUGUGGAAUUCUGACUGUCUUCUCACCAUCUAUUACAUGGAUGAUCGUAUUUCGUUGGAGUUGUGGUUUUUUAAUACCUGGUGUGAACGGGAUAAUGGUCCUGUUUAUGGAAUAUCUUCCCACUAAAUUGCGCGGGAAAUGCACAUUGUUUUUAUAUGGUUUCUGGGGCGUUGGUUCGAUCGUUAUAACUUUGACAGCUAUGGCCGUCAUGACAACAAAAAACUCCUGGCGUGUUGUGUUAUUUAUCUCCGUGACGCCUUUGAUCAUCUUUUUGAUUUUAUCAAAGUGGUGUCCGGAGAGUGCUAGAUAUAUGUUGGCUCAUGGUAAAAUCAAAGAAGCAGAGGAUACUAUCAUAAAAAUGGCGGAGGAAAACGGGUUGUCAAGACCAGCUGGUAAACUGCAGAAUUCGUCUAAUACAACACAAAGAAAAUCUAUUAUAUGUCUAUUCAAGGAUGAAAACACAGUUUUCUUUUGUUUGAUUUUCUUGUGGUUUUUCCUAACGUUUGUAUACUACGGCAUUGUUCUUCUGACUCCAGAAGUGAUUUUACAUGGCGGACUGCCAAUAAAAACUAGCCAACCUGCAAACUUGACUGUUCCAGAAUAUUACAUGCCCUGUAAACCACUCUUGCUCUCUGACUACAUCAGUCUACUCUUGACCACAGCAGCAGAGAUCCUUGGUGUUUUUUUCGCGUGGUUACUUGUCGAAAUUUUGGGAAGACGAAAAUUAAUGUUCACGUUUUCGUUUUUCUACUCUGCAUCUGUCAUGAUGUUAUUGAUAGACAAAGUGCCAGCAGCAAUCCCUUGUAUCUUACUGUUUAUAGCUAGAGGAUCGAUUUCAGGAUGUUUUGGUGUUUGUGUACUCUACACAAAUGAGGCCUACCCAACUACUCACCGUGCAUUGGCUUAUGGUUUCUACUUGAUUUUUGGUCGCUUUGGAACUGUAGUCACUCCACUUGUAGCUCAGGUUCUAUUGGAAUCUGUGCCCAAGGCAACAGUGGUUAUAUACUCGGUUUUAGCAUUAUUCGCAGGAAUUGCUACGUUCGUAUUGCCACUUGACAAGAAAGGACAGGAACUAGAAGAUCAAUACAAAUGACCUGUACCUGGAAGAAAACAUGUGGUACUGAAAUCAUAAGUCAAAUUAUUAUGGAGCUUUCCUUGUUACUACUGUUAGUAUUCUCUUAUUCUCACCAAGAUAUCGUAUAGCUGAUUCAAUAUAUAUAUAUAUUCAAACCAUCUAUACCAGUAAAUAGUAAUGUGACAUAAAAGAUCCUUCAUUUGAACGUUAUGCUUUACUUCUGAGGGGGCGAAAAUGUCAGUCAAAAAUUUAUCCACUAUUUACAGUCGUAAGUUUAUGGACUUAAACGUUAAAAUCCUAUUUUCGAUUACUCGCGGAAGACACAGCAGGUGUGGCUUUACUCUAAAACAAACAAACUCUAUUAGAAAAUUAUUUAUAGCCAAAUUAUUUAUUACAUUCUUUAACUAAUUCUGAAAUAAAUCCCAUAUCCUGGCAAGAUAAUAGUUUUGAUAUAUCAAAAUUUUAAUAGUCUUAGUAACUUUGCCAUAAAUACAAUCUACCUCCGUUUCUAAUUUUGAAGUACUGUCCAGAGAGGAAAGGUAGCCAGGCAGCAGCAACCCACCACCCAUAAUCCCUCUAAUGGAUUGACUGUCAUUAUAACGCACUCACAGCUUAAACUGGGAAAGGGGUCAUUUUGUGGUAUUGCGCGAAUUCGAACUCAGCUCGCCAGUUCCCGAAAUCCAGAGCGUUACCUUAGCGUGAGGGUCUUAAUUUUUUCCUCACAUUUUCUUUAGAUUUUAAGAAUAUAAGCCUAUUAAGAUUAAAAUAAAGACCUAAAAAAUUAGUUUUUUAUGCAUAUCUACUUUCAUCAAACUCUACUUCCUUGCUGUGAGAACUAUGUUGUUUCAAAAAGACGUUCAAUAAACUCAAACGUUUGAAGGUCAUCUUCAAUCAUCAGUGUCCUGCCUACAAAGGUAUACAUAUUAGUGGAAGUAUACGAUAUUUUAGUGAGCAAAUAGAAGAACACUAACAAUAGAAACAAAGUUCCAGAAUAAUUGAAUAUCAGAAUAUUAUAACGAAUCCACACUCAGUCGUCAGUUUUGGAUGAAAAUGAAAACAAUUGACAAAGGUUUAACUAGAAAACUGAGACCACAACAUACCCAGACGUUAAGUGUCUUCAUAGUAUUAACUGAACUAUAAACUGUAAGUUUUUUACUAUAGUUCUUUCAAAGAAAAUUAAGUACCAGUUUUUAUGUUUCUUAAAAUUUCAGUUAAAUUAAUGUUUCCAGUGAAUGUCUGUAUUAUGUAUAGAUAAACUGUCUGGAAAAUCACAAAAACUUUGUAGUAAGAAAUUCCCGAUUGAGCACAACCUUAAAGAAAGAACGUAAAAAACUACUGUUUCUUACAUCUAACCUUGUUUACUGAGCAUAAAAUGAGGUUUGCUGUAUUUCUUGUCGG